AUGCCUCGAGUAACGUCAAGCUCUCAGAUUGUCAACGUUUCCCCGUCAGGUAGUAUCGUGUCAGGAUUGGAAGAGCAACGGAAUGAAAUGCCAGAUGCAAGCAACAUCGACGACAAAAAGAUAGAGCCUACACCAACCCGCCAGGAUGUCUUCGGUGACGAGACACAUGCGGAGGUCAAGUAUAAGGUCUUGAAAUGGUGGCAAUGUGGCCUCCUCAUGGUUGCUGAGACUAUAUCCUUGGGCAUCCUCUCAUUGCCAGCAGCCAUUGCGAACCUUGGCUUUGUCCCCGCUAUAAUUAUCCUCAUCUCAUUAGGCCUCAUAGCAUCAUAUACCGGUUACGUGAUUGGGCAGUUCAAAUGGAGAUAUCCUCAUAUUUCUAGUAUGGCCGAUGCCGGCGAGCUGCUUAUGGGUCCAUUUGGCCGGGAGCUGCUUUUUGUCGGCCAGAUGCUGUUUCUGGUGUUCCUCAUGGCAAGCCAUAUCCUGACUUUUACGGUCGCCAUGAACACCCUUACCAACCACGGCACUUGCUCCAUUGUCUUUGGUAUCGUGGGGCUUGUCGUUUCACUCUUGAUGUCGUUGCCGCGCACAUUGGCCAAGAUGUCCUGGCUCUCCCUGGCCUCAUUUAUAAGCAUCUUCACCGCGGUUAUGAUUGCCAUGAUUGCCAUCGGGAUACAGCGACCGGGGGUUGUUACCACUGCUAUUAACCAUCCAAGCCUGGUAACCGGAGUGACUUCGGCCUUGAAUAUUGCCCUUUCCUAUGCGAGCCAUAACGCAUUCUUUAACAUUAUCGCCGAAUUGAAAGACCCCAAAGACUUUCCAAAGGCAUUGUCACUCUUGCAAUGUAUCGACAUCUCUCUCUAUCUUGUUUGCGGUGUUGUAAUUUACCGAUAUGCUGGUGAGGGUGUUGAAUCACCAGCACUUGGUUCAGCUGGCCCGCUGGUAGGGAAAAUUGCCUAUGGUAUUGCUUUGCCUACGAUCCUCAUUGCCGGCGUCAUAAACGGUCAUAUCGCGUGCAAAUCGAUUUAUACCCGUGUAUUCGCCGGUACCGAUCGCAUGCACAAGCGUGAUUUUGUUGCUGUUGGCUCCUGGAUUGGAAUCGCUGUAGCACUAUGGAUUGUUGCCUGGGUUAUUGCUUCUGCCAUUCCUGUCUUUAGUAACCUGCUUAGCUUGAUGACUGCCUUAUUCGCUAGCUGGUUCAGCUUCGGACUACCAGGCGCCUUCUGGUUGUAUAUGAACAAGGACCUCUGGUUUUCGUCACCGAGGAAGAUCCUCCUGACUCUAUUUAAUACAUUGUGUAUCUGCCUCGGAAUUAUAAUGUUCAGGCAAGGCUAUCCAUGA
Messenger RNA from Aspergillus pseudotamarii, 1338 nucleotides. Its product is annotated as transmembrane amino acid transporter protein-domain-containing protein. The record is from RefSeq and is a predicted model, not a curated record. Gene Ontology annotation, cellular component: vacuolar membrane. The transcript has 7 exons. Gene Ontology annotation, molecular function: amino acid transmembrane transporter activity. NCBI's taxonomy places the organism in Eukaryota, Fungi, Ascomycota, Eurotiomycetes, Eurotiales, Aspergillaceae. Gene Ontology annotation, biological process: amino acid transmembrane transport. Bases 1 to 1338 code for a protein of 445 amino acids.